Molecule: messenger RNA, 800 nt
Organism: Bubalus bubalis (water buffalo)
Lineage: Eukaryota; Metazoa; Chordata; Mammalia; Artiodactyla; Bovidae
Gene: JPT1
Product: Jupiter microtubule associated homolog 1
Exons: 7
Coding region: 131-556 (141 amino acids)
Cellular component (GO): nucleus
Source: RefSeq, a predicted model, not a curated record
CCGGCUGGCAAACCGCGGCGGAGGCUCCUGCAGCGGUCGCCGAUUGUGGGGUGGAGAGCUGCUCUGCACCCCUACGACCUGACUCUUUAAGCUCUCCGCUCCGCGCCAGCCUACCUCGCUUUUCGGCGCCAUGACCACCACCACCACCUUCAAGGGCGUUGACCCUAACAGCAGGAACAGCUCCCGGGUUUUGCGGCCUCCUGGCGGUGGAUCCAAUUUUUCAUUAGGUUUUGAUGAACCAACAGAACAGCCUGUGAGGAGGAACAAAAUGGCCUCCAGCAUCUUUGGGACACCUGAGGAAAAUCCCCCUUCCUGGGCCAAGUCGGCAGGUGCCAAGUCUAGUGGGGGCAGGGAAGAUUCUGAGUCAUCUGGACCCCAGAGAAGGAAUUCUUCUGACGCGAACUCGGGAGACUUCUUAGAUCUGAAGGGAGAAGGUGAUGUUCAUGCUCGUCUGCCAGAAAAUGACAAGGGGCAUGACGAUUCAGACCAUGUCUGGGGAAUCUUCUCGCCCCAGGGACUGAACCUGAGUCUCCUGCAUUGCAGGCGGAUUCUUUAGCACUGAGCCACCAGGGAAGCGCCUGACCAUGUGUAAAACGUGGACACAGACUUGCAGGCCAGCCUGGGGCAGAGCGAGGAGAAGCCUGUGCCCGCCGCCCCUGUGCCCAGCCCAGUGGCGCCGGCACCUGUGCCAUCCCGGAGAAACCCCCCUGGUGGCAAGUCCAGCCUCGUCCUGGGUUAGCUCCGUCUGCCCCGAACUCUGUCGUUCUGUUCCUUUGUUUUUUCCAUGCUUGUGAACUGCA